AAAUUAAACCGACUUAGUGGUUAACCCCACCCGAGCUCAGGCCACUAUUCUGGGGUUUCUGAACCGUUUUCUUUUCUUUUUUUUUUCUCUCGAUUCGUUCGAUCGAGUGCUUUGCUUCUUACGAUCUUUGAACAAUUUUUCGAAAGAAUUCCUCGAUCACUCGGGCGUCGAUUCAUCCAAUCGUGACACUCGACUUUCUCGACUCCGCAAAUAUGGCAAGCGCACCCACAGAAAAUGAACAGGCCCCUCCCGUCGCCUCGCAGAACGAGGAAGAGGCCAUCAUGCCUUCGGAACCUAAGAUGCCGACACGGAAAGACACUUCGCUGAAAGAAUUCUUAACCAAGAUGGACGACUACGCACCUAUCAUCCCUGAUGCCGUAACCAACUACUACAUGACAAAAUCCGGUCUUCCCCCGCCACCCCACACCGACCCGCGCCUCGCGCGCCUCAUCGCUCUUGCGGUCCAGAAGUUCGUCGCCGAUAUCGCCGCCGACGCCUACCAAUACAGCCGCAUCCGCGCGUCCAACACCAGCGCGAACAACCCGAUGGGCAACCUCGGUGCCGCCGCAGGACUCCAGAUUCCGGGCCAAGCGCAAGCCAACGCCAAAGAUCAAGGACGUGGCGGGCCGCUGGGUAUUCAGAGAGCGGGUUACGGCGGCGGCGGCCAGGGCGGUAGCCAGAACCGUACGGUCCUUACCAUGGAGGAUCUGGGUAUGGCCGUCGGCGAAUACGGCGUCAACGUCAAGCGAAGCGAGUUCUACCGUUAAACAUCGAGCUAUGUUUGAAGCUUAUUAAUCAACAUGAAUAUCCGCCAAUUUCAUCCCGCUUAGGCGUCCAUAAGCUUCUGCCGGUCCUCUCAUCACAACGGGCGCGAGGAAAUACGUCAUCGGCAGAACCUGAAGCCAUACCUGGAUAUUCACAAAGAAACUUUUGACGUUGUACUACACAAGCCGCUGGCCUUGCUAUAUUUCUAUUUUUCACGGGACAGCAACAGAAUCCACGAAGGCCUACACAUAAGGAACGGAAGGUGACAUUCAGGGAAAAAGGUGUUUGGCGUUUAGGAAUAGGCUUUUCUUUUCUUUUCUUUCUUUUUUCUUCAGAACCC
This is a messenger RNA of Daldinia vernicosa, 1105 nucleotides long. Its product is annotated as transcription initiation factor IID, TAF10 subunit. The record is from RefSeq and is a predicted model, not a curated record. The transcript is spliced from 2 exons. Gene Ontology annotation, biological process: transcription initiation at RNA polymerase II promoter. Gene Ontology annotation, molecular function: RNA polymerase II general transcription initiation factor activity; promoter-specific chromatin binding. Lineage: Eukaryota; Fungi; Ascomycota; Sordariomycetes; Xylariales; Hypoxylaceae. Bases 213 to 767 code for a protein of 184 amino acids. Gene Ontology annotation, cellular component: transcription factor TFIID complex; nucleus; SAGA complex.